GUCGCAAGUGAACAUGGCGAAUUAAGAGAAAAUGGAAAAUGGACGUGAACUCAUCGUGAACUCAAGUAUUUGUGCGUGAGAGAUUUGAAUCGAAUAAAAUAAAUAUAAAGAAAAAAGUAUAUCCAAAUUACGAACGAUCAAAAAUUUAUUAUGAGGAUUUAUAAUAUAUUUAUUCAUAGCCUCGUUUCGUCGGUGAUAGGUUUCAGUGAAGAUUUAUUAUUAGCAAUGAAUGUCAAGUCAUGGAUCACGGAUCACAAUUUUACAGAGAUCAUCAACUUGUCGUUUUCCAUUUCUAAAUGUUGCAACGUUCUUUUAAGCGAUUCAACGGAAGAUUCGGAGAUAUUUUUCGAUCGAUUCAGAACCAUCUAUCCGUACGAUUAUUUUUUGAAACGGAACACGAACGAGUACGAGGAAGAAUGCGACGGUUAUCUUUUGCUAGGAUCGCGCGACCACGAAAUAAUGGAGUUUAUCAGAAAGAUACCGUCUUUAUUGUGGAAAACAGAAAUUCUAAUCAUUGUGGAUAAUGAUAUUUCUAUCGACUCCAACAUUCUUGAUAAUUCCAUUUAUGGAAUCGCAAGUGUAAAUAUUGUUUCUACGUCCGGUAUAUGGAAAUUAUCCGACAAUUACUUGAGUCCGCGAGUAUUUUAUAAGCUUGAUAGAUACGAGGAAAUAAAGAUCGACGAGAAUAUUAAUUUUCGCGGACAAGAAUUACAAGUUUGCAGUAUUUAUAAUCCACCUAUGGCUUACAUGAACCACACGAUUCGGAAAACGAUCAAUGGUUUCGAAGCCGAAGUGUACGCGAUGGAUAACGAUUUGGACUGGGACGGUAUCGAGAUGAGAUUGUUCUUAAUAAUGGCGGAAAAAUUAAAUUUCACGUGGACCAUAAGGAAACCAGAGGGGAAUUACACAUACGGGAAACGAUUCAACGAGACGUAUUGGAUUGGCGGUAUCAUACAAAUGUUAGUCGAUCAAAAGGUGGAUAUCGCGUUUGCUAGCAUUUGGAUGACACUGGAUCAGAAUAAAUUCGUUACAUUGUCGAUGCCUUGGUACGACGUGUAUCUCCACUUCUUGGUGCCCCGUCCACACCGAACCACAAGUUUCUGGGCGUUGAAGAAACCGUUCUCCAAGAAAAUUUGGUGCCUGCUUCUGUCCGCGUUGCUGCUGCACAGCCUUUACACUUACGUUCGUUCGUGGAUCGACUCUAAAUUUCCAAAACGAUAUCGAAAUUUUCUAAUUACUUUCAUCGAUUUAAUUGGAUAUUUGUUAAGCAGCUCGGUGCCAAAGACCGCUGUACCGAACAGGGUACAAAUACUUCUCUGGCAGACCGUUGGCUGGUUAAUAAUAGCUGCAUAUUGCAGUAGUCUCGCUGCUAGACUUGCAACUUGGGAAUAUGAGAGCAGGAUCGAUACGUUCAAGCAAUUCGUCGAGGCGAAUUUAUCAUGGGGGAAAUCUGGUCAACCGCCACCUUUUGACGAUUAUUUUGAUCUUAGUGACCCACACUCGGCUCAAUUGAGAAACAGAUAUCGUCAAAUAGAAAAUAAUACGCAACUGGAGAAAUUUAUAAUGGAAGGUAAUUAUGCGAUUCUGGGCAAAAUAAUUGAAACCUGUUUCGUCCCAACAGAUUAUAUAACGACCGAAAGUCUUAAGAAUUAUAGAUUGAUGAGAGAAUCGUUGGGACACUUUUACGCCUCUUUCGCGAUUCAACCACGGCUAUUAAAGCCUAUAAAUAAAAUGAUUCUAUGGUUGAAGGAAAGCGGUAUCGUCAUUUGGCAUUUACGAGAUGUUAUACGAAGACGAGGUAAUUAUAAUUUUCGUGAAGUUUUCAUUGAACGUGACAGAUACGAUGGGAGCGUACAAGUUCUCGGAUUGACGCCGCUUGGCGCCGGAUUUUCACUUUUACUCGUCGGAUUUUUUAUAGCUACGCUGGUAUUUUGUUUAGAGUUGAAACACUUUGUUGGGAAAAUGUGCGACCUUCGCAUUCUUAUAAAUAGAAAACAUGAUUCAUAGACGAGAAAAAUAUAUUAAAUAACCUAUAAAUAUAUUAAUUUCCUUAAAACUGAUUUCAAGAUUACUUCACUUCGAUCGGAAUUUAAUUAAGAAAAAUUGUUUCUAGAUUAUUGUUUGCACAUACUAUAACACAUGUUUUGAUGCUUUAUUUUUUCCAAUAAUCAUUUAUGUAUUUUUUCAAUUGUCGUUGAUUCUAUUAUCGAAAUUGAAAAUUGAAAACAUAACAUAUAUUACGUAUAAAUAUGAGAUAAAGAUAUUAUGUAUCGUUGAAGUAUAAAUUAUAUCUUCUAUAAAAAAAUCUUUGUAAAAGUCAUAACGUGAUCUUUAUGAUAAGUCUACGUGAUAAAUAUGAGAUAAAUCUAUAUAUUUAAAGAUUGAUAAAUAUUGAUUGAUUAUAAUCGAGUACUUUUUUUAUUUUCGAAAAGUUUUUUUCUUUUUCGAAUUACAUUAAAUCAUCUUGUAAAA
Apis mellifera (honey bee) is the source of this 2472-nucleotide messenger RNA. RefSeq lists its product as uncharacterized. The record is from RefSeq and is a predicted model, not a curated record. Gene Ontology annotation, molecular function: glutamate-gated receptor activity. Gene Ontology annotation, cellular component: membrane. Lineage: Eukaryota; Metazoa; Arthropoda; Insecta; Hymenoptera; Apidae. Bases 151 to 2007 code for a protein of 618 amino acids. The transcript has 12 exons.